GAAAUUGUGUUAAAAUAAUUUCGUUUCACAAUGGACGAAGAAGACCGUAAAAAAUUAAUUGAAAAUACGGAUAAACUAGUUCGAGAAAUAGAUUGGCGAGAAAUAUUUCCAUUGCUACUGAAACACAAAAUUUUUGGCGAGAACUAUAAAGUUAUUCAGAAAUGGCAGAAGCACUUGGAUGACAUCGAUAAUAAUCGCGAUAUAUAUUUGAGUAUACGGUUACGUGGUCCCAAAGCAUUCGACAGCUUCGUUCAAUGUUUACGAGAAGUGAAUCGCAAUGAUUUAGCAAACUUAUUAAAACCAAACCAAGUUGACAACGAAAACGAAGAAAACAUUCCAGAAAUUAAUGGAAAUAUUGUUGAACCUCUGAAUAACCAAGUAAUCCAAAAUGAAUUGUUUGAGCACAGGGAAGAUGAUUAUUUUACGAAGCUUCAGUAUGUCAAAGAGCCUCUUAAAAUUCGUGUGAAGAAAUCGACUAAAUUAAUGGAGGCACAAAAUGAUAUAAUUUUUAAUUAUGCCAUGUUUAGUAACCCUCGUGGCUUGGUCUUGAUUAUCAAUAAUAUAUUGUUCUCUGAAGGAGCGAAAGAAAGGGCUGCUGCCAAACACGACGAAGACAAUUUAAAAGAAUUGUUUGAACAAAUGGGUUUUAAAGUUAUAGUUCGGCAAAACUUGACACGAGAGGAAAUGCUAGAAGUAAUUUCAGCCUUCUCCAAGAGACCAGACUUACGUCAUGUUAGUUCAAUGUUUCUUAUAAUAAUGAGUCACGGUCAUGAACAUGUCGAAGACAAUCGUUCAGAAAGUGUAGUGUGUGGAACAGACAAUAAAAUCAUUACUGCAUUUGAGGUUUUUAACUUUUUCACCACACGGUCGUGUCCACACAUGACCAAAAAGCCAAAAGUUUUUAUUUUUCAGACUUGCAGGGGGGAAAAGGAGCAACGCAUGGUGGAAUCGGACGAAGUAGGCACAAGCAGACAUGAAAUAGAUAUUAAUCAGAUGAAACCAGAAACGCCACCUGCAAAACCAAUGGGAUCCCGAGAAUAUUCGGAUAUGCUUGUGGCUUUUUCUACUUUGCCUGGCUUUACAUCUCACCGGGACACGCUAAAUGGAAGCUGGUUCAUCCAGGCCUUUUGUGAAGUUACGAUGAACCAUGCCCAUGAUACAGACUUGUUGAGGCUGUUUCAAAUAACUGACGAAAGACUUAGCUACAUGCAUGCUGCCGACAAAGAAGUCCAAACUGCAAAUAUUUGUAUCUACGGAUUCACAAAAAAAUGUUACUUGAAUCCUGGAUAUUUUAAGCCUUCGGCUGAUACCGAAUAGUCCACCACGAUUUGAAUAGUCAAUAGCAAUAUUGUUAUUGCUACUAUUAUAAUCACUAUUAUUAAUACCUGUGAUCACAGUAUUCUAAUCAUUGUUAUUGAGGUUUAAAAAAUGCAUUUAAAAUCUAAUUUACAGUCUAGUGCUGCAUCCAGUCAAAAGAGUGAUGAAUGAAUGUAAAGUAGAAAGUUGAUUCAACCAGUUUCAUGCAGAAAAGCCAUCAAAACUUCUCUUCAUAUUUAGCAGUCAUUAAGUUGGGUGGAAUCUAAAGAAUUUCUAAGUCUCGACUUUGAUUGAUUAUUGUACGUCAGGAAUCUUUGGUAUUCUUGUGAACUUACACACAUUGUGCCUUAUUGUGGGAAGCAACUACUUACUUCCCAGUACAAGAUCUUUCAUCUCCUUGAUGUUUAAAUACAAAAUUAUAGUUUUUACUAAAACUUUUUACUGCUAGCUGGAGCUGACUGUGUUAUGUACAUCGAUCAGCACGAUGUGCUUCUCAGUUUCAAAUUAGUUUUGAUAUGAGUUGAAGCGGGUAAGAUCUACAUAUAUUUCAGUAUUUCAAUGAAAUACUUGAAUCCUAAAAAUUCAUUGUUAUCGAAAAUAUCAAAACUGUGAUAGAAGUUCAUUACCAUCAUGACUGUCGCCCAUGCUUUUUAAAAAUUCGUGAGGUAUUCAG
Diprion similis is the source of this 1990-nucleotide messenger RNA. It is a transcript of the gene Dronc, whose product is annotated as caspase Dronc. Gene Ontology annotation, molecular function: cysteine-type endopeptidase activity. The coding region runs from base 31 to 1317 and encodes 428 amino acids. Lineage: Eukaryota; Metazoa; Arthropoda; Insecta; Hymenoptera; Diprionidae. The record is from RefSeq and is a predicted model, not a curated record. Gene Ontology annotation, biological process: proteolysis; regulation of apoptotic process. The transcript has 6 exons.